UGACAGGUGUCUUAUAGAACGAAAUACAUGGGUGUUUUUGAGAAAGGUACACAUAGUUGGUUACUUUUGAAUGAUAAUUAAGGACAAAACCAAAUUAAUUAUGCAUUCCAAAUCAUCGUUUUUGUAUACUAACUAAACAACACGACUAAUGUAUGAUACUUCCUCUUUUUUAAAUAAAUACCUUGUUGUAAUCUCGUCAACAACAGAUACAAAGUGUCAUUGUGUAGCACUGACGUGGUUUUGGUCAGCUGUAGUUAGCAAAUUGUGUAUCUUAUAAAUUAUAUUAGCAUUAGCAUUAUAACUUGAAACAAGGAAUAGCCAUGUCGACUUGGGUUAAAGAAAACUGCGUUUCCUUCUUCCAACUGUUUUGCAUUAAAGUGGUGAAGACUGGUCGCAUUCCGCAGCAUCUAGCAUUUAUAAUGGAUGGAAAUCGUCGGUAUGCCAAGAAAAACAGUGUUGAUAGCGCUGCAGGACAUGUUAAAGGCUUUGACAAGUUGUCUGAAACUUUGAAGUGGUGUCUAGACCUAGGAGUUCCAGAAGUGACAGUAUAUGCAUUUAGUAUAGAAAACUUCAAGAGAAGUAAAGAAGAAGUUGAUGCCUUGAUGAACUUGGCCAGAGACAAGUUUCAAAGAUUAUUGGAUGAAAUUGAUCAAAUUAAUGAAUGGGGCGUAAGAAUCCAUGUGGCUGGCCGGCUAUCCCUGUUGCCAGAAGAUUUAAGAGCACUAGUAUCAAAAGCGAUGCUUGCUACCAGACACAAUUAUAAGCUAAGACUUAACAUUGCUUAUGCAUAUACAGGAAGAGAUGAAAUCAGCCGAGCAGCCUCACACUUAGUAGAUGGUGUGAAAAACAAUGAAAUAUCACCAGAAGACAUUGAUGUAGAUCUUGUCUCCAGAACAUUAGAACUUGGGGAAGCCGAACUCCUUGUCAGAACUUCAGGGGAAGUCAGAUUGUCAGACUUUAUGUUGUGGCAGGUUGCAAACACGAACACAGUGAUAUACUUCACUGAUGUAUUAUGGCCAGAAUUUAGUAUUUGGAACCUUUUGUCUGCCAUUAUACAUUUCCAAAGACAUGCCCCGGCUCCAAAAGCUUUGCCAAGUAUCAGUGAUACGAAGAGAGAAUUUCUGGAUAAACUAGAAAGUCAAAGAUGGCAACAAAUGGAGAAAAUUGUUAGCUGUUCAUAGAAUUAAUUGUUUAUUUUUAUUGUUGGAUAUAACUUCCAUCGGGAGUGUAAAAAUUAGAAAUGUUGGUAGUUUCUAAAAUAUUUAUUGUUUCCAUUAUCUUCAUCAUUGUACAGACACACUUCAGUAAUAAAAAAGAUUAACAAA
Messenger RNA from Helicoverpa armigera (cotton bollworm), 1325 nucleotides. It is a transcript of the gene Dhdds, whose product is annotated as dehydrodolichyl diphosphate synthase complex subunit DHDDS. Bases 321 to 1181 code for a protein of 286 amino acids. Gene Ontology annotation, biological process: polyprenol biosynthetic process. Gene Ontology annotation, molecular function: ditrans,polycis-polyprenyl diphosphate synthase [(2E,6E)-farnesyl diphosphate specific] activity. NCBI's taxonomy places the organism in Eukaryota, Metazoa, Arthropoda, Insecta, Lepidoptera, Noctuidae. Gene Ontology annotation, cellular component: dehydrodolichyl diphosphate synthase complex; endoplasmic reticulum. The transcript is spliced from 5 exons. The record is from RefSeq and is a predicted model, not a curated record.